UCCGUAGAGCUCAACCGGAGGGGAGCCACCGUGGCUCGACUGUCUCGCCGGUGCAGCUACUGCGACAUUACCGUUGGAGGCCGACGAAUUUGGAAUAACGGCGCUGUUGACCAGCUUCGAUUUAUUUUUUGGUUGUUAUAUAUUUUUUGACAGAACGGUCACACCAACGCUUGGGCAUGGCAAGUCCAGUGGCACACACCGGACAGUCGCAUCAUCAUCAGCCGGUGACCGCGUCCGCUUUCCGGGAGGCGCAGAAAUGGAUCGAGGCGGUGACAGGCAGAUGCUUCGGUGACAAGAAUUUCAGGGGAGGAUUGGAGAAUGGAAUAUUGCUAUGCGAGUUACUGAGCUCCAUUAAACCCGGCUUGGUGAAAAAAAUCAACAGACUCCCGACACCCAUUGCUGGCCUGGACAACUUGAGUGUGUUUCUGCGUGGAUGUGAGGAGUUGGGACUGAAGGGAACCCAACUUUUUGACCCCGGAGACCUGCAGGACACGUCUACACGUCCCGCUGCCAAGCGGAGCGACUGCGGCCGAAAGAUCAAAAAUGUUCUAAUCACUAUCUACUGGCUGGGUCGGGCUGCCAACAGCUGUACCUUCUACAACGGGCCCACGUUGGACCUGAAGGAGUUCGAGGGCCUGCUAUCACAGAUUCGAAAGGAGGCGGAGGAGGCAGAGAGCCCCCAACGCAGCAUUCGGGACAGCGGCUACAUCGAUUGCUGGGACUCGGAGCGCAGCGACUCGCUUUCCCCGCCACGACAUUGUCGCGAGGACUCCUUCGACAGCCUGGACUCGUUCGGCUCACGCUCGCAACAGACCCCGUCGCCGGAUGUCCUGGUGGCCCGCGGCAGCAGCGAUGGCCGGGGCAGUGACUCCGAGUCAGACGGCCCACCGCACCGCAAGACCCCGGACAUCCACAAGGACGACAUGUUAGCCCGCCGCACCUCGGUGAGCGAGCCGCGCACCGCCAUGCCCUUCAACCAGUACCUGCCCAACAAAUGCAACCAGGGCAACUAUGUGCCGACGCCGCUGCGCAAGAAGAAGAACGGCGGCGACAAGGAUGACGGCGAGCGCAAGAGCUGGAGUACGGCCACCUCACCUGUAGGGGGAGACAGACCUUUGAGCGUGUCACAUGACCCACAGAGUAUGAGUAUGAUUGACAUGCGCGGCGAGGUGAACAACACCACCAUCUUGCCGCCGCACAGUCACGUGCGUCAUGAGCUGAUGCGCAAUCAGUACAACCAAAUGAAGGAAGAUGAUAGUCACUGGCAAGAUGAUCUGGCCCGGUGGAAAAAUCGUCGACGCAGCAUUUCUCAGGACUUGAUCAAGAAGGAGGAAGAGAGGAAGUUGAUGGAGCAGCUGAUGAUCGGAGGAGAGUGCAUCUCGCAGAGGAGGAGGAGCAUCAAGACCUACAAGGAGAUUGUGGAGGACAAGGAGCGUCGUGAGGAGGAGCUGCGGGCAGCUUACCGGAGAGCCAAAACCCCCGAGGAGGCGGCCUACAUCCUCCAGCGUUACGCCCAGCGCUUCUCCAUCAGCGAGACGGUUAUGGAGCGCCUGCAGCUGCCCAAGGUCCUGGACCGCAGCGUCUCGGCAGACCCGUCCUUUUGCGGCUUCCCCAUCUCCCUCACACCUUCGCCGACCACCUCUGAACCGUGGGACGCCGACCCAGACGGCCUCCUGAAGUAUCUGCGGCAACCGUUUGCGCCGGCCCCCAGGUUCACGUCCACGAUGGAGGCGCAAAUCGACGAGUGGCCCAGAGAUUCGCCGCCCCAAGGGCCAAAGAUCCGCUCGCGCUCGUCCGAGCCGCCGUUCAGCCCGCCGCUGUCGCCCAAGCCCCUGCCUUUGCUGACGCCCGAGCCUUACUUUCAGCCCUGGCCUGCUACACCGGAACCCUGUCCCAGUAAGGCCGAUGGACUCCUGCGGGUCAACGGCAAUGAGGAUUGUCAAGGAUCAGAGUCCUCUCCCGUUUUCCUACUGUACUCUUUGCCCCAAACCACCGCCCACCACCCAUGUGCCUCGGCGACAAAAGGAAUUCUGGCGUCCACCAACGUAGAGGCAGCUUUAGGUGACAUCCAGGACAAAGAAGUCGCUCUGUGUUCAACGCCACCCAGCAGGCCUACUUCGCUACCAGUGGAGUUGCAGAAACCAGAGGAGAGCUUUGAGAGAAAGAGUGGAAGGCAGUCAGCAGUCGCUCUAGCGGAGAAAAAGUCUCAAUCAGCAUCACACCUCCAAACAUCUGCAGAAGCCAAACAAGAAACUGUACCGUCGUGUGAGUCAGGGCUUGGCACAAACUCUGUAACCUCAGUGACGAGCAUAGACAGUCACGUGGGGACAAACCAGAAGAAAGAGGAGGUUCCCAGUUUUGGACAUCAACUGCCAACUACAACCACAGAAGGUGUUGAAAACAGUACUCGCUCUCCACUGACAAGCAGCAACCCAAAUUUACGCUGCGAGUUCUUUGCAGAUAAGGGAGAGAAGGAUCACUACGGCAACGUUUCAGUGCCGGUGUCGCCUCAGACCAGGCAGGCCGAUCGCUGGUCCUGGGACCCGGCCGAGGAGCGAAAGCGGCAGGAAAGGUGGCAGCAAGAGCAGGCGCGCCUGCUGCAGGAGAAAUACCAGCGAGAGCAGAAGAAGCUCAAGGAGGACUGGGAGAAGGCCCAGAGGGAGGUUGCGCAGGAGGAGAGGCGCUACCAUGAGGAGGAACGUCUCAUCCUGGAAGAGACAGUCACAGGCCUGAUUCCGCAAUCGUCCGCCACGUCGGUAUCCGAGUGCCAGGACACCAUCGUGCGCUCACUUGCUGACUGGGAACGCAAACAGGAGCAACUGGAGAGACAUUCGCUGGAGAGUGGAGAGGUUGAGUGUAGACCGCGAGAGAACGACAAAACGAGCGACAUCAGCACCGCCGACGACAGCGUCAGAACAGCCAAGAGCUCGGUGAGUCAGACUAGCUGCGUGAAAAAUGGCCAAAAACUUCACCAAAUGGCUGCCAAGACCUCCGCCCCGGUCAAGAAACGGCAAGACGUUGACGCCAGCAAGCCCGUCCGGCCUGCAGGAGAACGCAGGAAUGCACCCGCCACAGUAAAUGCUGGGCGCAGCCCACCCAAGCCCCCUCCGCCUUCUGUUGACGCACCACCCAACAGGUCUGUCAGUGGCAAGAAGCUGUGCUCCAGCUGCGGGCAGCCGCUAGGCAAAGGGGCCGCCAUGAUCAUCGAGACCCUCAGCCUCUACUUCCACAUCGACUGCUUUAAGUGCGGGGUCUGCAAGGGCCAAUUAGGAGACAUGUCCACAGGAACCGACGUGCGGAUCCGCAGCGGCCUGCUCAACUGCCACCAGUGCUACAUUCGCUCCCGCUCGGCCGGACAGCCGACCACCUUGUGACGUCUCCAGUCGAGUUGAACCUGAUCACCUGCCAAGCCCUGCCCUCCCGUGCAACCCCCAUUCAUCACGUGGGUCAAUCCAAGAUUUUUCAUCCAUAUAUUAUUCUUUGACUACAGAGUAUCAACAGUCAGGACAGUCAUUCACUCAUAUUGUCAUUUUUACGACGCACAAUCUAUUUGAAUCACCAUUCAUCAAGUGUGGUUCAUUCAUACAUACUUUAAUUGGAUUUAAUCUGGUUUAGGUGUUUCCUUUUUUUUUUUUUCUUUUUCACCAAGCAGCAUCCAUUUUAUGUCACUCCCAAAAGCAGACAAAAUGAAAUUAACCUUCACGACGCACAAUACUGGAUCUCUAUUGGUGCAUUCGUUAUUUUGGAUCAGCACUGAAUUGUACACUUUAUGUUGAAAAUGUGUUAUAAUAAUCCACAAGGCUUCCACUGACACACUUUUUGAAUGUAAUUCACGAGGGCAGUAACUGAAUCCGCUACUUUAAUGUGCCUUAGGAACAAAAGAACGACGCAAAAAAAGAAACAAAAAAAAAGCAUAAUAUUUUCAUUUGAAGGCGAUCGAUCAGUGGCCAAAUUGUCCUCGCACUCCUUCAUUGCAAGUCGUCCACUUUGCCGCGUCGUUGAUUUUGCAGUGAUAGAAUGCUCUUGUCCGUGAGGAAUAUAUACACAGGAUGAGACAAUUGACCUUUCGCUUAAACCGCGUCCCGGGAAUGUAGCGUGACCAAUCACAGCGCAGCAAAUAAGAACAAUGCUUUCCUGAAGUUUUUGUUAAUGCAUAGUGACACAUAAGUUGAAUGGAAAUGUUUUCUUUUUAGGCUCUGGAAAAAGCUAUGCAGUCGUCCACAGUCGGUUGCGUCUUUCAAAAAAAAAAAUCAAGUCGAAACUUGCCCAGAGUAAUAAAACCAUGAAUGAAGAUAUUCAAUUGAUAAAAGAAGCAGACAGAAUCCGAACUAGCCCAGAAAAAAGAUGUAAAAUAUACAUUACGCUAUGCAGUCAACCACCAUCACAGACUUUAUGUUGUGUGAAACUUUUUGAUCUUAGCAACAAUAACUAAGGGGCUCUGAGCGAAAGGUCUAUUGAACCUUUGCCAACUUUCUUUAUUUUUGUUUUUAAAUAUAUAUAUUUUUAGCUUGGUUUGCAUUUUGAGAGUCGGGCAGUGUGCUGCCGAUGUUUAACAAAAAAGACUGCACGUUUAAGCCUACAACCAAAAGAUACUGUAAAAAAUGUACAAAUCAAAGCAAUAGCCACUGCGCUUAAUUCCUGGAGUCGUUGAGCAUUUUCCAUUUUCUCUUUUUAGCGCGGAGGCUUUCUCGUGUAUUUAUUGUAGUAGUCACCUGAACACCAUAUUUCGAUGUAUCCUUUCAUUAACUGUGUCAAUGCAAUGACUGUAUCUUUAUAAAUAAAACCAUCCAAAGUCA
Molecule: messenger RNA, 4796 nt
Organism: Syngnathus acus (greater pipefish)
Lineage: Eukaryota; Metazoa; Chordata; Actinopteri; Syngnathiformes; Syngnathidae
Product: LIM and calponin homology domains-containing protein 1-like
Exons: 27
Coding region: 177-3374 (1065 amino acids)
Biological process (GO): positive regulation of stress fiber assembly; regulation of focal adhesion assembly
Cellular component (GO): stress fiber
Molecular function (GO): myosin II head/neck binding
Source: RefSeq, a predicted model, not a curated record